AAUUGUCUGUGGCAUGUAAUUUGACGUCUGACUGGUUAAUCUGUGUUUGAUUCUCUGUGAUCAACAUUUUGUCACGGCCACUCCAUGAAGCUGUCCGUUCUUCUCUUUGAACAUCAGCUGUAGAGUUCAACUUCAACGCUGACAGCUGUUGAAGAUGUGAUAAAAUAAUGACCAAGAGACGACUUUUUGAGAGAUCGGGGUCGUGAUUAGUCUAUCAAGACCAAUGUCAUCAGUAAAGUGAUCUUAAGAAAAACAUCCAAAUGUCAUCACAAAACAAUAUGGAGAAUUUGCCGAUUGAUAUUCAUUACAACAAACUGCUAGACUGGUUGAUCAGUAGACGACACUGCUCCCAGCAGUGGCAGUCAACAGCACUUACCAUUCGAGAGAAGAUCAACUUGGCUAUACAAGACAUGCCCCCGGUGGAAGAAAUUACCAAACUGCUUCAGGGAACAUAUAUCAACUAUUUUCACUGUAAGAAGAUUGCAGAUUUAUUAAAGAGUACUGACUCAGGAGCUAAAAACAUAUUUGGACAGUAUUCUUCACAGAAAAUGAAGGAUUGGCAAGAAAUUCUGAAGUUGUAUGAAAAAGAUGGUGUAUAUUUGGCUGAGGCAGCCCAAUUAUUAACGCGGAAUGUGAACUAUGAAAUUCCUGCCCUGAAGAAACAGAUUGGGAAAUGCCAGCAGAUUCAGACAGAAGGUGAGAGAAAGGAGUCAGAAUAUAUCAGCAAUGCAGCUAAAUUAAAGAAAGAGUACAAUGACACCUGUAAACAGAUGGGAAUAGAGGGGAAGAAGAUCAAAUCAGAACUGGCGACUUUGGUUCGGGAUAUGCCUAGUGUGUUUGAUAAACUAGCCAAAAAGUCAAAAGGACUAGAAGGAGCUGUACAAUAUUACUCAGCGUUUAUGGAUUUUAUUAUGAACAGGUCAGAUUUAGGUGCCUCAGCCGUUCCAAUGUUGAGAUAUGUCCAGCAGAAAGGCAGUACAACAACAUAUGAGUGGCAGACAGGGCAUAAACCCAGCCAGGUGAUAGAGUCAGCCAUUAACAUAGACACUGCUGACGAGGUGGACAAAACUGCAGAUACUGGAGACAUUGACUGGGGAGACAUAGGCACUGGAGAGGAGGUGGAUUAUGCGGCUGACAUUGACUUUGAUAUAUCAGAAGUUUCUGUGGAAGGCGUGGGCAUUGAGACGGUUGAUGGUGGAGAAGAGGUAGGAACUGGUGGGAACAUAGACUGGGGAACAGGUGAAGUGACCAAAUCUGACCAAUCAAGCUCCAAAGAAGGUGUGGCUCAGGGAGAGAAUGCAUUAUCGCUGUUAGACAAUCCUAAAACCAGGAACCUCUUUGUGGAUGAUUUAUCAGAGCUGGAGUGUUUCCUGGCACAGCGUCUGGUGGAACUAGGAGGGGAAGGGGAUGUACUGUCUGGCAGUCACAGCCAGUCUGCUCCUGCCAGUAUCCAGGUAGAUGUCACUAAGGUUACAGAGAUGCUGGAGGCUGUCAGGGCCAUUACCACAGAGCUGACGUCAGUACAGAUGCACCAUCUCAUGCUCAUCCGCAACUCCCCAAGGUAUGUUGACAGACUAACAGACACAUUAAAACAGAAACUCCAGCUGGCAGACAAGAUGGUUUUUUACCAGAAACAGUCGGUGGCAAAGCGCAACCAAGCCUUGGAGGAACAACGCGAUUUGGAACCCAAGCUGGAUGUCAUUAUCCAACGCACCAAGGAAUUACAAAAACAAAUGCAGAAAGAGAUUUCCAAAAAAUACAAGGACAGGCCUGUCAAUAUCAUGGGGGAAAUCAACACUAUCUGAUUAUAUCAUUAUCCAUUUUAUGGCUGUAAAUUAUUCACAAUCUACAGUGUACAUAUAACAUAAAC
Molecule: messenger RNA, 1870 nt
Organism: Liolophura sinensis
Lineage: Eukaryota; Metazoa; Mollusca; Polyplacophora; Chitonida; Chitonidae
Product: CDK5 regulatory subunit-associated protein 3-like
Exons: 15
Coding region: 261-1805 (514 amino acids)
Biological process (GO): regulation of mitotic cell cycle
Cellular component (GO): endomembrane system
Source: RefSeq, a predicted model, not a curated record